Schistocerca americana (American grasshopper) is the source of this 456-nucleotide messenger RNA. RefSeq lists its product as uncharacterized. The coding region runs from base 1 to 456 and encodes 151 amino acids. Lineage: Eukaryota; Metazoa; Arthropoda; Insecta; Orthoptera; Acrididae. The record is from RefSeq and is a predicted model, not a curated record. The transcript has a single exon.
AUGUAUGAAUCAGACUAUAUUAGCAAAACUUGUGAAUUCUUCAGAAAGAAUAAUAUAAAGGAAAUAGCAUAUGACCCUACUCCCAAAUUCCAUGAUAAAAUUAAAAAAGUACUUAAAAACUACAACUUCUUGUUGACACCAAUAGAAGCAAAGCACUGUAUAGUGAUGAACCCAUCAGCACCAAAACUGAGAUCACAGCCUAAGAUCCACAAACCAGAAUGUCCAAUACGUCCCAUUGUGAACUCUAUCAAUAGCCCAAGCUAUAAAAUCACCAACAAACUUAAUAAUAUUAUCCGCAAGGCAUAUGUAUUUGAAAAUAACUACUCCAUUAAAAACAGUUAUGAGCUCAUCAAUAGUAUAAAAGAUAUCCCCAUCCCAGUCAUAGCUAAAUUUGCAUCUCUUGACAUAGUAAACCCAUAUACAAACAUACCUGUGCUCCCUGCCGCCGUUGGAUAA